AAAGGAAUUAGUUUCGGGUGCUUACAAGUUCACCUGAGAACACCCUAACGUCAGGCUGAGCCUUGAAAAAGCAUUAAAGUUUCUCGCCCGAUUCUCGUUGCCUUUUCGAUCCACUAUAUAAAUCCCCAAGCUACCAAACAAACUAUGUUCUCCUCCAAAAACUGCAAUAAUAUUCCUGAGCGCUUUUGGUCCUCUAAGUUAAUAUAGCUAGCUAGCUGUAGAAGAUCAUGAGCAGGCCAGGAGAUUGGUACUGCGGGUCAUGCCAGCACCUCAACUUCCAGUGGAGGGACUCCUGCCAGCGCUGUGGGGAGCCAAGACCCAGCUGGGAGAGAAGUGACGGUGGAAUCUGUGGUGGCGGCAGGGGUAGCUCCGGGUUCAUUCCAGGCCCUGAUGUCAGACCUGGUGACUGGUACUGCACUAUGCCCAACUGUGGAGCUCACAACUUUGCUAGCCGCUCCAGCUGCUUCAAGUGCGGUGCUACCAAGGAUGAAUCCUCCACUAGUGCCCGUGUGCAUGAAGGCAGUGACAUGUCGCGUAUGAGGGGGUUUGGCUUAAGCAGUGGCAGCACCAGUCGCACCGGAUGGAAAUCUGGCGACUGGAUUUGCACAAGGUCGGGUUGCAAUCAACAUAACUUUGCUAGCAGGAUGGAAUGUUUCAGAUGCAAUGCACCAAGGGACUCCGGCAACAAAUCUUCUUAGUGAUCUAUUUCCCUUCAAGCAGAAAGAUUGUUUCAAUAUCCAUGAGUUCUAAUCAUUAAGAUAACUAUUAUAUAAAUUGCAAACCAAAAAUACUCUAAAAACAAUGAAAACGAAAAUACAACAAUGACAAAACAUCAACAUGGCUGGAAACAAUGAUCUCUAUGCCAUUUUAUGGCUAUUUAGACAGCAGCCA
Molecule: messenger RNA, 891 nt
Organism: Rubroshorea leprosula
Lineage: Eukaryota; Viridiplantae; Streptophyta; Magnoliopsida; Malvales; Dipterocarpaceae
Source: the annotation of a GenBank genome assembly